AUGGCUACCACGAUUAGCGAUCUUACGGAUGAUUUGCUCGACAAGAUAAUAUGGUACCCUCAAGAGUCCGUUUCUAGCCAACUCGAAGUUAGUUUUCCGGGGGCCUCCGUGUCACCUAGGCCGACAUACACCUCCGAAAGGCCGUAUGGUGAUGAAUCGUUCCUAUCUACCCCUCCUGCUUCCGCAGACGCCGCGUUCAGUCUUCUCGUCACAUCCGUUUGCCGUAGAUGGCGUCGUCUCGCUCAGAAUCGCGUCUCCACCUUGCUUGUGAAGGAUCACCAGGUUGUUUCUCUUCGUGACCUAACCGCCGCUGUCAAGUGCUUCCCGAACCUCACCCACGUGCAUCUGAGCGACAACAGCGUCGAGACCAUCGACGACACCUUCCUCGCUCACCUCGCUUCAUCGAGCCCUAAGCUGAAGGCUCUCCAUGUGGGAAAGGAGAUUACGCAGACGUUCCCAAUCGCACAGCUUCCGUGUCUGAAGUCGCUAGAGUUGGAAGCGGGGAGUCCGCGGUUCGACCUUUUGUUUCCGCCGGAUCAGCCAUGCAGCAGCCUAGAGAAACUGUUUCUCGGCAAGAUCUCUGAGCUGCUGAGUCUUCCUGACGGCAUAGGGGAGCUGCUGCCACGUCUCCGGGAGCUGACCAUCAGCGAUCGCGAAAAUCUCGCCAAUCUGCCUGACGGGUUCAAUUCCCUCACCUCCCUGCAGAGGUUGACAAUCUCCCAAGGCAAGCUGACCAGCCUGCCCGAAACCUUCGGAGAGUUACCCGCGCUGACAUCGCUCUCGCUCGAUCUGCCGGAGCUCACGCAUCUCCCAGAUUCGUUCUGCCUGCUCACUGCUCUGAAGAUCCUGAAUCUGACCAACUGCAAAGCCCUCCGCAGACUUCCUUCACGUCUUAGCGGAUUAACGGCCCUUCAAUCUCUCAGCGUCUUCAACUCUCCUAUCUUGAAGCUUUCGGAAGACAUUGGAGACCUGACCAACCUACAGACUUUCCACCUGAAUAUAGUCCAUGCAGAGCUCCCAUCAAAUCUCACACGGCUCUCCUCACUCACAAGUCUUCAAAUCUUCCAGAGCACCCUAAGUGAGCUUCCAGAGGGCAUCGGGAAGCUGAGAAACCUGCGCGUGUUGUUCCUCCUCCCUGAUUCGAAUGCCCUCCCUGACUACAAGCUCCCAGAGUCUGUCACCGACCUUGUGAGCCUUGAGAUACUGAAAGUUGGCUGCCUCACUGCAAUGCCCAGGAGUUUGAGCAGCCUUGUAAGGCUGAGGGAGCUGAUGCUGAGCAAGACCCCGCAGCUGCCAGAAGCCGUAAUGACCCUGCCAACAUCACUCGAGACACUAAGCGUGGGGAGCUACCAGCUGCUCGUUCCCCUGCUGGAAAUCCCAGCACUGCCUCGGCUCAGGGAACUGAGCUUGACAAGUGUUGGCCUGCUGCGUGGUCUGAACACCGACGUUGUUCUUCCAUGCCUGGAGCAUUUGGAGCUGGUGCUGCCACGGGAUGCAGAGGAUCUCCCAGUGCCACUGGCAGCCGUUUCCAACAUCCGCAGCUUGACAAUUCGGGAUGGUGGUCGCUUGUUGAAGCUUCCGGAUGAGGUCGGCUCAACGCUGCUGCAGCUGAGGCAGCUGCGCAUUGAAAAGGCUCAAGAAAUGGCAAUGCUGCCGGCGGCUGUUACGCAGUUACAGUGUCUGACAUCCAUCGAGAUCCAUGCUCCCAGAUUUCAGUUCCUCCCGGAGGAAAUUGGUGCUUUAUUGAGAUUGCGCGUGCUGAAUUUGGCUGACUGCUUGAGUUUCAAACAGCUCCCGGCUUCUCUCAUGCAGCUCUCCUGCCUUCAUCACUUGAACCUCCGCAACACCUCCAUCUGCUCCUUGCCUCCCAACUUUGCAGCGGUGAGCCGGCUCAAGAAGCUUGACCUGUAUGGAUGCAAGCAGCUGGAGUCUCUUCCUGACGAUGUCACGCAGCUCAAGAUGCUUUAUAGCCUGAAUCUUACAGGCUGUGACAAACUGUUGGAUUCGAGAAGCUUUCCCAUGGGUGUGAUGGGUAUGUACGGUUUGGAUGUGGAGACUUGGGAAGAAGAUGGUGAUGGGCCCUGA
Messenger RNA from Closterium sp. NIES-65, 2085 nucleotides. Lineage: Eukaryota; Viridiplantae; Streptophyta; Zygnematophyceae; Desmidiales; Closteriaceae. The record is from the annotation of a GenBank genome assembly.